Messenger RNA from Dermacentor silvarum, 8165 nucleotides. Its product is annotated as adhesion G protein-coupled receptor L4-like. Gene Ontology annotation, cellular component: membrane. The coding region runs from base 381 to 4373 and encodes 1330 amino acids. The transcript is spliced from 28 exons. Gene Ontology annotation, biological process: cell surface receptor signaling pathway; adenylate cyclase-activating G protein-coupled receptor signaling pathway. The record is from RefSeq and is a predicted model, not a curated record. NCBI's taxonomy places the organism in Eukaryota, Metazoa, Arthropoda, Arachnida, Ixodida, Ixodidae. Gene Ontology annotation, molecular function: G protein-coupled receptor activity.
CUCUCGAGAAAGGAAGAACCCCCGCCGGCAACCGCAGAAUGCUUACCCGCCUGCCCUCGCGCUUCUCAGUCGUCUUCGCCGCUCCGCCGGGCACACCGGUUCGCCCAUAUGCCAUGCCGUAAGACGCGCCUACCAGCGCGAACUGCCGAGCACAGCCUGGUCGUCGUCGCGACGCGGCUGUGGCCGAUGACGUGACCGCGGAUCGCGAAGAGAAAAGAGAGUCGAGUGGGAAGUGAGAACCAUCGCUUCUCGGCUGAAGCGGAACAAGCCGUGUGGAUACCAUAGGACGAAAAAGCGCGCGCGAGAGAGGACUUCGUUUCAUUUUGUGAACGGUGGUUUUGUGUGUGGGUGGUGAAAUCGACGUCGAGCGCAAGGACGAUAUGUGUGCGCGAGGUGCGCCCGACGGCGCCGUUCGACAGCUUUCGUCGUGCCUGCCUGUGAGAAUCGGAAGCCGUGCUUCGGUGCUUGCCUUGGCUGUCACGCUGUGCACGGUGGUGUUGCUGUGCGCGUUCGAGCCGGCAGCGGCUAGUGCAGUGCCCAGGACACACGUUCGGAGGCAAGUUACUGACGACAGAGAAGUGUUCCUGCUUACCACCAACUCGCCGCAGCGUCUGGCUGAAACUGGAACAGUGGAAUCGAAUCCCGAGCCGAAAAGGGUCAGAUGCUUUUACUUCAAGACGCGGCCGGUGCGCACCUACUGCCACGUUCUGGGCCUGACGGGCGUCAUCACGGCGCAAGCUGCCGAGAACGAAUGCCGGACCAUAUCCAUGGACAUUAUCAGCAUGAAUACCACGCCCAUGCACCGACUCUGUACUCUGAUGAAGCUCUUCGGGCUCGAGGAGCACAAACUCUGGCUUGCCGACGUAUUGAACCAACCUGAACCUCUUACAUGGGAUGAGUGCAACAUUGAAGUACUAACCGCAAAUGUAACAAAGGCGCCUUCGAAUUGCAGCAUCUGCAACAUAGCAGUCGUUUGUGACGCUGGAUUCUACCAUUCGACUGGAUCAAAUUGCGUCGUCGUAGAACAUGACAAUAAUGAUGUGGAAUAUUGCUAUUACGACGACAAGGCCACCGCUCUGGAGAGUCGGGAUCGCUGCCUAACGCAGCCGUCGCAUUCGAUGCUUAUGAAUGUGUGGCUGCUGAAUAGCACACAGCUGGACUACGUAAGGCGUCUAGUGCGUACCGACUUGGAGUUCUGGGUUGACCUGAAACAGGAAGACGUGAGAGAGUUGAGCGGCGUGGUUGCUUUCGACGCUGACAGCAUCGACUGGGACUCGUCAUGCUUCACAGUGUGGUUUGGCCGUGACGUUCCAUGGUUCUUCAGGCGAAACUGUAGCGAGAUAUAUCCAGUGGUAUGCGAGGACAGCACCAAAACUUGGAGUCAAAGAAAAAAUCUCUUGAAUGAUUGUACUUACCACAAGUCAGAGACUUGGAUGUUUGACUACUGUGUUCCGGAAGGCCGUACAUUUAACAUGGCCGCUGGCUCCCGGUUCUGCGGUAACCACUCCAUGUCUUUGUUGAAAGGAAGAACGCUACACGAACUCUUCUUCGUCUACACACGCAUGGACAACCAGUCUACUGAUGCGCUUGAGAAGUUCCUCAUGUGGGAAGCAAGCAGCCCUACCCCCAGGAACCAAAAGCAGGACACAUGCCCCGCUGUCAGCUUUUUAACCUCACCACUUGCAGUGGUUUCACGAAACUGCUCUGAAAAAUUGGGAUAUAUCUGUAGGCAUACGAAGCAACCGAAGACUCAUCGCUUCAACUGUGAAAAUGUGAAGAGGACUCAAACGACCCGCCCUCCAACCUGCGUGAAUCAUUCUUACUUGACCUAUGAAGAAAGCGUCAAAGCCUGCAAUGCCGUCGGUAUGAACCUACUGCCAGAGAAUUUGGACAUAAACACUUACGAAAAUCUGCUGAUGGCCUACGGAGAACACGGGCGCCACCGUGAUCACACUUUCUUCUGGCUCAGUUCUCCGAGAAGUGACAGGAACCACUGCUUGGCACUCGUUCGCAACUAUACCAUAUCGAUAGUCGAUGGAAUAAACUGUUCCAUGAGACUACGUUCACUCUGUGUGUUUGCCAACAUUAUAACACACCCGCCGAUUCCCGCUACUACGCCUACUGCCAAAGCUACUGUCGCUGCUGCUAGCACUAGCGCACCUAUUAGUACCAGUUCUCCUGUUCCUGGACCCACAACUCACUGUCCUUCAGUAGACGGUUGGCCAUCCACCAAGAUUGGAUCAACAUUCAGCACACGUUGCUGUGAAGACUGCGAUGGAGGUAUGAACAGAAAGUGCGAAGAAAAUGGCCAAUGGUCUGCGUACAUAAACAGGAAUAGCUGCGUGUCAAAGGACGUUAACAGAGCAUCCCAGCGUCUCAAUAACAGCACGAACAUCGCCGAAGUUACCCAGAUAUUUCAGGAGCUAAAUGGAAAGGUAGAAAAUACUGGGGACAUCAACGUCAUAUCUUCCAAUUUCGAAAAAGUUUUACAAAGAUUCGACAGCUACCUGGCGAACUUAAGCGAAAUUGAACGGGCCAAUGAGACACGGCAGCUGGCCACAACAGUUGUUGAUCUAGCCAGCCAUGCCAUGCAAAAAGAACAUAUCUGGGGCAGCAUGCAGAAGGAGGAGCGGCUUGACGCGGCGGCCAGCCUUAUCAACAGAGUCGAAGAUUUUGUGAUCAAGAUGAUCGGAUUCAAUGAUCCACUCUUCAAUGAAACAACACUCGGAACCGGAAAUACCACUAUCAAGGUAAAGCCAGUGACCGACCACGUGUUGGAAGCCGGCACCAAUCUUAGCGCCCUCACUGGCGCGACUGUACAGUUGUCUCCUGGCUUCUUGAAAACAGGAACAAAAAACGCAAGCAUCAUAUUUUCUGAAAACACCCUUGUGAAAAACCUGUUUGGCAGCACGUCGCCAGAAGGGUCACCUGACUCUCCGAUCUUGGCAACAUCUUUUGUCACUGCAUCGGUGGUGAUCGAGGGCAAGCGGACUUCGAAUAUAAACGGCAACGUGAUGCUUUCAUUCACAUUCGAAAGUCUUGGAAAAGGCUUUACUCCAAAGUGCUCAUUUAUUGAAUCUAAUGCUCACGGCAAGAGCAAAUGGAGCACCGAUGGUUGCGAAGUGGCGGCCAUCACAAAUGGGACAAUUGUAUGCUCAUGCAAUCAUCUGACCGUGUUCGCUGUCCUCAUGAAUCCUGUAAGCAACUUCAGCUACACCGACAUCGAUGCACUAAAAUGGAUCACAAAGAUUGGAUGUGGCAUCUCUAUUGUUUGCCUCGUUACCUGCAUUGUUAUAUUCAGUGUGUACAGGCAACUAAAGGGCAUCAGGAAUACCAUCCAUCGAAACCUAUGCUUAUCGCUUUUGUUCGCUGAAAUCCUUCUCUUGUCUGGAAUGGAGCGAGACAUGCGGAAAACAGCCCCGGACAUACCUUGCGCCGUCGUGGCCUUCUUCCUUCACUUCUUCUUCUUGUCGGUCUUCGGGUGGAUGGCGUUGGAAGGCUGCCACAUCAUCGUGCUCCUCUGGAAAGUGUUCAACCAGAAGCGCACAUACUACGAGAGGUACUACUUCGCCGGCUACGGAAUUCCCCUUUUAAUCGCAGGCAUCACUCUUGGUUCUCGAUACGAGCUGUACAUUUACAGAAAACCAAGCGAUCCAUUCUGUUGGCUUCCCGAAGAAAAAGGUGUACGGUACAGUUUUAUCGGCCCCGUUGCAGCAGUUGUACUCCUCAAUUUGGGCGCACUUAUACUCGUGCUUUGGAAGAUGUCUCACGUCCGCUGUGUGGUGGAGAAGACGACGGCAGAGAAAGUUCAGAACUGGGUGAGAGGAACGUUCAUCCUGCUGCCCAUACUGGGCGUGACCUGGCUCUUCGGCUUCCUCAUGCUUGGAGAUGAUAAACUUCAUACGGUUGGAGCAUAUUUAUUCACAAUCUUCAAUUCCCUUCAGGGACUGGGAAUAUUUGUUUGCCACGUCUUCAUGAGCAAGAAGACAAGAGAAGCGAUAUUCAGGAGCAUUGUUUCCACGGGAAGCCUGGUGAAAGGAUCGAUGUCGUCGCGACCGUCAGGUUCCGGAUCCUCGUCUUCCAAGACCACUUGGUACCCAAUCUCCUUAUCAUCGAACUCUACCUCCCACUCCUCGUCCUCCUCUAAGGGCAUCCAAACAAACGAUGCCGAACAACCCUCGCAGUCGUUCGACACUGAAGCUACGUCGUGGACGGCCCUCCAGUGGUUGCCCGGAACCCGCUUCAGGUACAACCUGCGGCUGAAUCAGGGUGACGCCAGGCCGCUGCGAAGCAGAGUCCGCUUCGACGGAGGGGAGCAACGCGGCCAUCCCGCCCUCUCUAAGUUCCGAUGGGCCAGAAGCAUCGUUGUGUGACGCACAGCGCGCGAAACCCGAGUGCACCUGGGGCAGCUGUUCCUGCGGCGUUGACUGGCAUCGCGGCUGCAACAUUUAUGUGACCCAUUUUGCUUACACACGGAAUUUUCGCAGAAAGCUUGCGCGAAUCUUACAUCACAACGUUUCGGAAUGCAGUAUUCACUGCGAAGCAUUGGCAUGACCAUAAUGGAGCUCACCAUGAACGUUGCUUCUUUCAUGGUGAGCACGCACGCUAAUCACGCACGCUAAGUUCACACGUAACUCAAACUUGCGUUAGCACAUUGAUUACGCAACCAAUAUAAGGCUAGCUGCAUAGCAUUGCAUUGCCACAAAAUAUGCACUGCUUUGUCUACUGGUUGGCUUGUUGUCGACUAAAGUGGCAGCUUACGUGUAGUAAAAAGUGCAGGGAGUAGUGUGAGUAGGUUUUUACGGCAUGCCCUUGACGAAUCAGGCUGUCAACACGUUCAGGAAUGAGACCUAAAUGGGCAUGAAUUUUUGGCCUUAAAGAAAACCUAAUUGGACGCCGUUAACAGCGGACUUUGCACGGCCUUCCGCACGUGCGUGCACGUGCGAUAAACUGCACAUGUCGCAGACAGGUGCUAAAAUUUCGGUUUACACGGCAUGUGCGGAAGGCCACGCGGGUUGAACUCAAGUCGGCCCUAACAUGCAACGUUGCAGAAUGCGGAUAGCAACAGCGAGUGCAAAGAUGUCAGGUCACUAAACAGCCAUUGAUAACAUAAUUCGGUGGCAAAUAUUUUACGCUCAAUCGACGAGUUAAAAGGCGCCUAAACAAAUACUGUCCGAGCUAUCUCAAAGCAUGGUGUUUCGUUGCUAACAUCUCUGUUUGUGUAAAAGAAUACAGUCUUUAUAUGGACUUGAAAAUUACCAAUUCAAACAUUUUCAUUUGUGGGCCUAGAUGAACAGAUAACUGAGUCCACGUGUGAUGCAAGGCUCGCGCAAAUAAGAGCUAAGAUUUCCUGGCAACAUUUUUAUGGUGAUUUAUAACAAUGAUGUCAGCCGACGACUACUCAGCCAACAUCAUGCACAUAACGUAGGGCAUGUGCAGUGCUCAUUCCUUUUUGCUAAUGAUUUCUGUCGUUGACUGUGUAGGUGGAAGUAGCAGUCAUUCACAUCUUGAAGCGCCUAUAAACCAGCGAUCUCGCAAGGUUAGUCAGGGAAAACAAAUGUGUCCAAGAAUUUUUGUUUCGUAAAGCUUUGCUUAAUCGACCUUUCGCUACGUUCGAUUCACUUGAAUCAUUUACAUCAUUUAGGCUACCGUUACACUAUUCAACACUUCCCUAAGAAGCAAAACAGUAGGUGAAGAAUUGCGGAGGCAUAUCCCGGCUUGUUACAUCCACCUAUGAUUUGUAUGUAAUUUGAUUGUCCCUUUAUUAUAUAGCAACACCCGUUGUAUAAACAGGCUGUCACACAUUACAAGCACAAUACCAACACACAGGCAUAACAGCGAUGCUCUCUGUGUUAGAUAACGGUGCAAAUGGUUAAAAAAGGUUUUGGUGUUUCCCUUAUUAAUUUGUUUUUACACGUCACAAUACCCUCUUAUCUACAAGAUUGAACGCCAAAAUUUUGCAGGUCAACUACACAGUGUGCAGCCUUCGUAUGAGCGCAAAAUUCUGGUCAUCGUUCGGACAUAUCUUACGAGCCCUACGUGUCUGUUGUACAUAUAGGAAAUACCAAGCACACCUUUGUGCGAUAAAUCGUUCGCAUACAAACCUGUCUGAAACAGAUUUUUAUGAACUAAAGAGCGAAACUGUUUACCGCAUGGUAUAAGUUCUAUAGUAAGCGGAAAAUGCAGUGCUAACGCGGAUAAGAAAUCUUGAAUGCCUUAAUUUUAAAGAGGACAGUUGCGCAUAGAAACGGUAAAGGUUACAAUAACAAGUUUGUUCACAAUAACCUAAACGAAGUUUUAUAUGCUAUCAUCACACGGCUAGUUGGUUUGCUGCACUGCUGCAGGUCAGCUCUGCUAAAUUGCACUUGAAUUUUCUCCCGAGUAUUCUACAAUAAAAUUUUUCACUGAAAAGUUCCCGAGUGCUGGCAUUUUAGGACAUGAAAAGUUCUUUCGAACGGCCAAAAUGAACUUGAAUACUACAGAACAUAGUUGAAACGCCCUCAGAGGAGCAUUCACCGUGCAACUGCUAUGUUAAAAUUCAAAAACUUCCCUGGUUAAACGGAGCAAAAACACCUACUACGCCUAUGUGUGUGAUGUUGGCUCAGUGUCUGCAGUACCUUUUCUGUCGAGUAAUAGUCAACCACAAAAUAUGCCUACCGUGUGUGACAAAACAAACUAGGAAUGUGGCCGGCGUUGUAAGUACAGUGACCCCGAUGCAUAUUCAGGGUGUGGGACGAGGUGGCUUAAGCCAUCGUUUCUCUUCACUGCGUUCCUAAAAUGUAAUGAGUCGAUACAGGCUUAAAUCAAAUGAAGUCAAGUUGUUUUAUUUAUUUCUAUCAUAGUUUUGCAGCCAGCGAGCACUGGGCUACAAUUUUCGCGUAAGUAGAUAUCUUUCUCAGAUCUUUGUUGACAUAACGCUCGUGCAUGUUCUGACAAUGUUUUUUUUUUUUUUUUUUUUUUUUUUUUUUGGGGGGGGGGGGGGGCACUCCCAGCCUACUAGGAAAGACAAUUCCAAAGAAACUGAUGUAUGUGCCUAGGUCCAAAAAUAAUUUCCCUUUCGUCACUUUCUGUCAUAACUAUCGAUCACUAACAAUAUAAAGAAGAAAAAGCUCAUUCUAUUUUUUUUCUGGCAACAAGAACCAGCACUAGUGAAUAGAGAGAAUAAAUGGGCGUGCGUACGGGCUAAGGAUGGGUGCGGUUGAUAAUUCGCCAAACACAGUCAUUGGCCAUUACUGCUGCAGAUAAUUCAAAGAAGCAGACAAAUGUCCUCCGUGUGGGAGGCGCGUUAUGUAAGAGGCGAAGCGACCUGAACAUUUGGUACGCUAAGGGAGCUUGACUACCCUCCUUCCGAGAGCUAUAGGCAAAUAGGAGAUCAAAACAAAUAUAUUUUCUCUACCUCUUUCCUGCGGUAUUCUUCAGGAGGAAAUUAAGCUGGUUCCAAAUAGGCUUCACCGUGGAUUCUAACCCUCAUAACGUGUAGGCUGCUCUUAACAGCCGAUCUUUUGCCGCAAGCUUUUUUUUUGUGUGCCCCAUGGAUUAAUCAAGAAUACAACAUUUUCUUGAGUACUGGCCACCUUCUGUAGUUAACCUACCUACGUAAGCAUUCUAUGCACCAAUUGUGAUGAAAUCUGGUGGAGAACGUCUUUGUUUUCUUUUUGUAACUUUUGUCAAGCGUAAGUACUGCUUAGUCAUUAAACACGAAAGUAAAUUUGAAAUGAAUUCAAACAAACACGCGUUAACCCUGAAUGAGAGUUCCUCGAAACCAUUCUACGAGCGCGCGCGAUUUCCGUUCACCUCCGAUGCAGCACUAGUCAGAGCCCAAUCUUUACUUGAAUUAAAUCGUGAUGUGUUCUUCACUUCUUUUUCUUCGUCAUCAUUGAGGAUGGUCACUUUGUUGAAAUGUAAAUACUUGAAUAACGUGUACCCACUUCUAUGACUCAUGCGUAGCAAAUCAGUGACGUUAAAGAUCACGGAAGUUUGCCGUGAGGCUUGUUUCUGUAGGUAUGGUGUGCUAGUCAAUGUGUGCUUUUAUUGUUUGCCCUUGCACGUACGUGCGUUUCCCGGGCACAGCCGUCGACUCUGAUGUAUUUGUGUUGUGUAGCUCCUAAGUUCUCAUUUGUUCAUUAAGCUCAUAUUGAAAAAUAAAGUUCACCCGUUUUGUGUCA